Messenger RNA from Entelurus aequoreus (snake pipefish), 4200 nucleotides. RefSeq names its product shisa family member 9a (gene shisa9a). The coding region runs from base 323 to 2023 and encodes 566 amino acids. The transcript is spliced from 4 exons. The record is from RefSeq and is a predicted model, not a curated record. Gene Ontology annotation, cellular component: postsynaptic density; AMPA glutamate receptor complex; postsynaptic membrane. NCBI's taxonomy places the organism in Eukaryota, Metazoa, Chordata, Actinopteri, Syngnathiformes, Syngnathidae. Gene Ontology annotation, biological process: regulation of AMPA receptor activity; regulation of short-term neuronal synaptic plasticity.
UCUCUCACUGCGCUCUCCUCCUCGGAGCUGCGUGCGUCUCUGCAUACGCUCGUGCGUAAGAGCGCGCCGAUGGAUGCGUAAAGUGCAAGACUCCCGCGGAAAAAAAACAAACAAAAAAAAAAAACAUAACAAAAAAACCCCAACAACGAUAAGACAUAUAGAGAGAGCUUUAGAUGAUGUUAGUCAAGAUGUUCUUCAGCUCGGAUGAAGGCGCGCUGCUGUUUGGGUGCAUGUCCCUGGACUUUUCAGCAUCGCGGAGGGACCACCGUCGCUCCUCUCCGAGCGUGUCUGCGUGAAGUGGAACGCAGGAGGAAGAAACACAAUGCGAGGCGCGUCCUUUCUCCUCGGCUUCCUGCUGCUCAAAGUUAGCGCUCUGCUGUGCACGGCUGACGGCGAGCCGGGCUUGCUGGGGGGCUUCGUGAUGAUCGCCACCUCCAACGGCUCCCGGGAGGAGGAGAGCGUGUCGGAGGAGACCCUGCACACGGAGGACAGAUGCCGGGGCUACUACGACGUCAUGGGCCAGUGGGACCCUCCGUUCGUCUGCAAAACGGGCAAUUAUUUGUACUGCUGCGGCACCUGUGGCUUCCGCUUCUGCUGCGCCUACAAGCACUCCCGCCUGGACCAGAGCACCUGCAAAAACUACGACACCCCGUUGUGGAUGAAGACCGGCCAGACGCCGUACAAGAAAAACCGCAACAAGAUCCACGACAGCACCAAAGACAAGACCAACUUGAUAGUUUACAUCAUAUGUGGAGUUGUGGCCAUCAUGGCCCUUGUGGGGAUUUUCACCAAACUGGGACUGGAGAAGGCUCAUCGUCCUCAGAGAGAGAACAUGUCCAGGGCCGUGGCCAGCGUGCUGCAGGGCGGGGGUCCGAGUGAGCAGUACCAGGGAGAAGAGGCCCUCGGCAUGCAUUCCAAGCACUACGUUUCCAGAGCUGCAAACCUCCAGGGCGGUCAGAUGAACAACAACCUAGGAUCGGCGUCAAACAUGAUCCAACAGCACCCGUAUCCUGCUCUCGGUCAGCUGGCUCAUGUGUAUGAACAUCAACAACAUCAACAACAACAACAACAACAACAUCAACAGCAGCAGCAACAACAACAACAACAACAGCAGCAGCAGCAACAUCAAAACAAGGAUUUCAACAAGUACGCCUCCCUGAAGGCAGUGGCUGCCAAAUUCAAUGGUGAAGUCUACAACAAGCGCAGGCUGAUGGUGGAGCUGCCAACGAAAGAUGUUCUUCCGCUUCAGCCUAUAGGGAACUCCCGACCUUCUAUGGCCAACAUGUCGUCGAUGACCACUAACCACCCUAUUGCUUUUAACCCAAUGGCUUCCCACUCCAUGAACCCAGCGAUAAACCAGAUGCCCUCCAUGACACCUAUGACAUCAAUAACACCCAUGACUUCUAUGACUCCCAUGACGACACUCACCCCAAUGAACUCUAUGACUCCUAUGACGUCAUUGGGCCCACUCACCCCAGAGCCGGUGGCAACAUAUGUUACUGAGAUGCCCAGAGUCUCCUCCAUCUCGACUCUCCCGACAGAACGGCGUGGAGUUGGAGGAGGAUCGCUGAAGCCCAACGGUCAGAAACUUAAAAGCAACCACGGCCAUGUUGCCUACAGCGCUCACAGUGCCCACACUCACCUUCACAGCCACAGUAGCAAGCCGCCAGGACUGGGGACUACCUCCCUGGCGCACAUGGCAGGUACUAUGCCAGGUGGCACAUCCUUGGGCAUCUCCAGGGUCGCCGAGACCCCAAUUGGCUCCAGCUUUGCAACAAUGGGGCGCCCAUUGGUGUACAGUUCCAACACCAUAGCGGCUGGGCAUGGGGUGGGAAUGGGGCUAAGGGGAUGGGAUGGGACAGAGACAGUUGGCCGGAGGAAGACCUAUGGGCACAAGAGGCCUCAGUGUACAGUGCUGGAGCCUAACCAGCUCCAUGGCAGCAGAGGCCAAAGCCACAGCCAACACUUCCUCCCCACACAGCCCUACUUUGUGACCAACAGCAAGACAGAGGUGACUGUGUGAGACAAAAGGAAGAAGGGUAAAGAAUGCAUGGUGACAUAAAUGGAUACACCAACACGAGAGUUGGCCAAAGGCACAGGUGUGUUUGUUCAAAUCUGAGGUGGUACUGGUAAAUGAUAUGCACUUUGUGACACCACAUCUGAUUGGGCCCUUUUUAACACAAAGAGAGUCCAUCAAAUCACCACUGAACAGCACGUUGAUGUCUGAUGCUAGUGGUCAGGUGACAUCAUCAUAACAAUGUAAAGUUGUUGAACAUGUGUAUCACAGCUACAUGAGCACUGCAAUGUCACAGAGAUUGAUGGGAACCAAACCCUGGAAGCAAUAUAAGAGAUCCAGCACCCAGGCAUUGUUUGCGAAGUCAAAUUGAUAGUCCCGGUGUCUGCCAAACGAGAAUUAAAUGGUUGAACUACAAACAUUCCAGUAUGCCUCACCCCCCAAAUGUCUUGAUGUGUUGAAAAUGACAGAGGACAAGGGCUCUGGGCUUUGGACUGCAAGCAUACAAGGUUCACUAGAUGUUUCCUCAAAAGCUUUGGAACUGAAGGUCUGCCUUCUGGAACAAAGCUCCAACACAGUUAAUGGGUGGCAGAGACACAGCUCUUGUCUGCAGAGACACAGCAUGAUUCUUCCAUAGUCACACUGAAGUGCACAUAUUCCAACACAUGCAGGAAUAGGACCGGGGCGAACAUAGAAGAAACUACAUAGGAAUACUGUAGAAACGUCAGCCGCCCCAGCUUGAUCCAUUUAUGCUUUGUUUUGUUUGUUUGCAUAUGUGAUUUGUGCACAUGUGUUGGAUAUUGUAUUAAAUCUCCACUGGAACACUUAAAUAUGAUUUGUUUAAAGGAGUCAACAGGCAUGGAUUUAAGUCUAAAAUGACUUUCUUCAGAAUACAUUCAAGUCAUAAAUACACAAAUGAUUAGGGGUUUUGGAGCUGUGGUCAGAAUGGGGCCUUUAAAAAACUGGGACUGGGCCAAUCAUUUUGGUAUAUACAGUAUGAUUUAUGACUCAGCAGACACUAAACACAAACCCAAAACAAUAAUGGUUUCAUUUUUGAUAAGCAAUGAUAGAGUAUCUAGGCUUGAUUAGAUAUCUUACUGUACUCAAAAAUAUCACCUUUCCAAGCCAUACAGGCCAUGUGCACAUAGAAUAUAGUCCAAUUGGACUUUUAUGGAUAUGUCAGUUCGAAUGUGGCGUCUGUAGGGAGUUUGGAUAUUUGUCUGCACUCCCAAUUUUAAAGUGUGAAAGAAACACUCGGAGGAGAAAAAAGAUACAUUAAGGACCAGAAUCAGUUGACCACAAUAUUUGACAAUUGUUUGAAUUAAAAAAUCAAUAAAUCCCAUAGCGAUCGAUUUUGUUCUGAGUGUUCCGUUCCAAGUUGAAACUACAGUCGUCCCUCACUACAUUGCGCUUCAAAUAUUGUGCCUUCACUACAUCGCAUAUUUAAUUUUAUUAAUUUUUUAAGGAUAUUCUACAUAAUUCUGACUCAAAUUAAGUGAUAUAUUAAGUCUUAUUUAUGUUUUAUAAAUACAGUGCAGUAUUUAUCUUAUGUUCUAUUAUGAUGUUGUGGCGAUCGAUAAAAAUGUUCAAAAAGCGGGACUUCCAGUUGCGGGUUAAAGGGUGGCACCUCUGCAUCUUGUCAGAAGAACUUCUUGAUGCACUUAAAUUUCAACUCCUGUCUCACCAAUAACACAUCUCUACAUUAGUGAGACUUAGGUGUGAGCAUUGUCAAAAGAAGAGACGCCAGACGGACCAGACUCGAUGUUACUCGGAGCGCCAUUAUAGCUAACAAGACUGCUAUCAGCAGCUGUCUGAGCAAUGCGAAGUGGAGAUUAACUAAACGAGAUGCACUUCAACUUCAUCAUCUUUGGCCCCUUUUACACUGCACACCAAAUCUGAUUUUUUUUUUCCCUCAAGUGACACAGAUCUACAAAAUGUGCAGCAGUCUAAACGGCAAUGCCACCUGAAUGCAACUUUUACACCAUCUUUAGUAGAGCUACGUCACUCGUGUGUGCAACAUGAUCACUUUCCAUUUUGCAAUUCUCUUAUUCCUCCUCCUGCAGUUAUUUUCCAUCAUCUGCCGAAAUCCUCCACAAAAACCCACUAACACGCUGGUCUGUGGUGUCCAUGUUUUCUAGUGUAGCAGCAACUUCCUUCUUCAUUUACGGGAUUCGGUGUUCAUUCGA